This is a messenger RNA of Misgurnus anguillicaudatus (oriental weatherfish), 3176 nucleotides long. RefSeq names its product HtrA serine peptidase 1b (gene htra1b). Lineage: Eukaryota; Metazoa; Chordata; Actinopteri; Cypriniformes; Cobitidae. The record is from RefSeq and is a predicted model, not a curated record. Gene Ontology annotation, cellular component: extracellular region. Gene Ontology annotation, biological process: proteolysis; programmed cell death; positive regulation of apoptotic process. Gene Ontology annotation, molecular function: serine-type endopeptidase activity; protein binding.
GAAGAAUAACGGACACUGAAGCGCAACAAAGCAACUGACGUUUACGCGCAUUACGUUUUUGUCCGUUCCUUGACUUUUGACUAUUUAGUUAACUUACUUGAAAAAGAUUUCAGUGUUGUUAAAGUUUAUUUGUUUUUAGAAGAAUACUUUACAAUGAUGCAUCUAUGGGUUUCAUGCGCUUUCCUGAUCCUGGUGCCGCUGCUGUGCGACGCGCACAUCUCCAAGCGUUACGUGAUCGGUUGUCCGGACCGAUGCGACAAGAGUCUGUGUCCGCCCGUACCGGCCAGCUGUAUGGCCGGAGACAUCCUGGACCAGUGCGACUGCUGUCCGGUGUGCGCGUCCGGUGAGGACGAGCCAUGUGGCGGCACGGGGAAACUUGGAGACCCGGAGUGCGGAGAAGGUCUGGAGUGCGUGGUGUCUGACGGGGUCGGAUCCACAGCCACGGUGAGGAGGAGAGGAAAGAGCGGCGUGUGCGUGUGUAAGAACCCGGAUCCCGUGUGCGGCAGUGAUGGGGUCUCAUACAGGAACAUCUGCGAACUCAAGAGAGUCAGCAACCGGGCGCAGAAACUCCAACAGCCGCCUAUCAUCUUCAUCCAGAGGGGAGCCUGUGGCAAAGGUCACAAGGAGAAUCCAGACAGUCUCCGGCACAAAUAUAACUUCAUUGCUGAUGUGGUGGAGAAGAUCGCUCCAGCUGUGGUUCACAUUGAGCUGUUUCGCAAGAUGGCUUUUUCUAAGCGGGAGGUGGCAGUGGCCAGUGGCUCUGGAUUCGUGGUGUCUGAAGACGGUCUGAUUGUAACUAAUGCUCAUGUGGUGGCCAACAAGCAUCGGGUGAAGGUCGAGCUGAAGACCGGCGCCACUUACGAUGCCAAGAUCAAAGAUGUGGAUGAGAAAGCCGAUAUCGCUCUCAUCAAGAUAGACGCUCCAAUAAAACUUCCAGUGCUGUUGUUGGGCAGAUCAGCUGAUCUGAGACCAGGCGAGUUUGUGGUCGCUAUCGGCAGUCCCUUCUCUCUUCAGAACACAGUGACCACAGGCAUCGUCAGUACAACUCAGAGAGGCGGUAAAGAACUGGGUCUGCGUAAUUCAGACAUGGACUACAUUCAAACGGAUGCUAUUAUCAAUUACGGUAAUUCGGGAGGACCUCUUGUAAACUUGGAUGGCGAAGUGAUUGGAAUCAACACGCUAAAGGUGACGGCGGGAAUUUCUUUCGCCAUUCCUUCUGACAAGAUCCGACAAUUCCUGGCUGAGUCGCAUGACAGACAAGCUAAAGGAAAAAUAGCCACAAAGAAGAAGUAUAUUGGUGUUAGGAUGAUGACGCUUACCCCAACACUUGCUAAGGAGCUAAAGGAAAGACAGAGCGAUUUCCCAGAUGUGACCUCUGGAGCUUACGUCAUUGAAGUCAUCCCAAAAACACCUGCUGAAGUGGGUGGUCUGAAGGAGAGCGAUGUCAUAAUCAGCAUCAACAGUCAGAGGAUCGCGUCAGCCAGCGACGUCAGCGCGGCCAUCAAGAAAGACGAGAAUUUGAGGACAGUGGUGAGACGAGGCAAUGAGGACAUCAUCCUCAACAUCAAACCAGAGGAGAUUGACCCUUGACCUCCCUAACGUUCACCAGUGAGCUGGAUCUCAGACUUUGACUGUGUGUGUGUGCGUGCACAGCAUCACUCGUUCUAGAAUCUGUAGUAAAUACUUUCACACCCCAAAUUAAUCACUUAAGACAGGAGAUUACUACCCUUUUUCCAAUUAUUCAUUAGUGUAUAUUGUACUGUUUUAAAAAAAAGCCCUUUGUAAAUAUGAGAGGUAAAGUUUAGUAACAAACAUUUCAAUGCAUAAAUGUAUAUCAAAGUAUAUUUGGUUCUUACGUAUUCAUCAGCAAGGCAAUGAUUUCAUCAUAUUUUUACAUUCAAACCUUAAACUUGACUUUUAGAGUGCAACAGUCUGAUCCAGAAGUAAAUAUCUUUGUUUUCUCUGUAGAGAAAUGGAUUUUUAGUGAUGAUGCAUCUUUUAGCAUACAGUCCUAUAAGCUUUGGUGUUAUAAAUCAUGAUAUUUGCUUUUGUACAAUAUACAUUUCAAUGUAGUUUCAACUUCAUUUUGAAAAAUUGAUGUUUAAUGGACAAUAGUUACACUAUUCGAAGUGAUCCACUAAUUAAAUAAAUUACAGCUUACACAUAAAUCACAAAAUAGUGGAUGUAAAUCGAAACUUUAUUUGAGUAACGCUCUCUAUAAAUCCCAGCUACUUAUAUAUUCACAUAUAGUUUCAUAGAUAACACUUCACAAUAAGAUUGUAUUUGUUAACAUUAGUACUGUAAAUGCAUUAGCUAACAAUUAACAAUUUAAUGUUUCAACAUUUAUUAAUGUUAGUUAAUGCCAAAACAAUUGUGUAUUAACUAAUGUUAACAGUUACAACUUGAUUUUAAAAACGUAUUCAAAUUAACAUGAACUAAGAUAAUAAAAUAAUAAAUGCUGUAUUUUUUUAUUGUCCAUGUUAGCUAAUGAUGCAUUAACUAAUGUUAACAAAUAGCCUUGUUGUAAAGUGUUAUUUUUUAAAUAUUUUUAUUCUGUUAUUUUACUGGGUUUAAGUACACCUCAGGUUUUAUAACUUUUACUUUAAAUAAAGUUUUGUAAUACUGCGAUUGAAGAUAAUAAAUGUAAAACAUACUUCUGGACUGAAUUGUGGGCAGAUGUGAAACCAUUGGAGAAUAUCUGAAUAUUAUCUUUAAAUCCCUUCACUUCCUUAAUGUUUUGUGUCUGUGUGUUUGUCAGACGCUAAUUUCAGAAAUGGAAUUAAAGAAGGGUAAUAUUUUUAACCUGUUUCAAAUUUCUGGUGUUUGACUAUACUAUACUAUACAAUGCAAUACAAUACAAUACAAUACAAUACAAUACAAGACCCUUUCUGUGAAAUCCAGAUUAAAGUCUCCUAAUCUAUUGAUAAGAUUUGGAGCAUCAAAGUUUGAUUAAUCUGUGACAUGAUCUUAUUCAGUCAAUGUUAAAGAUAUCAAGGUUAUGUUUUUACAGAAUGUACUUUACAUUAUGUAGAAUGAUUUUAUGUAACAGUGAAUUACAAAAAAAAUGACUUUAGCUGGUAGGGUCACACAUACAUCAAAUGCAUUUUCCAAGGUUGCCAAUAUAAGGCAAACUCAACCACCAAACAAAUCACAUAUAAAACCAUACAAUAACCAGA